GCCCUGCUGUCUUCCAUGUCCUCGCAACGAUCCAGCUCCAUGGAAUCCCAAGACAACGUCAGGAAGCGGGUUUGUAAAGCUUGCGAUCGGUGCCGUUUGAAGAAAUCAAAGUGUGAUGGUGCUAGCCCGUGCAGUCGGUGCAAAGCAGACAAUGCCAUUUGCGUCUUCGGCGAGCGGAAAAAAUCUCAAGACAAAGUGUAUCCCAAAGGAUACGUCGAGAUGCUUGAGCAACAACAAUCCCAGCUUGUUGCUGGUCUACGCGAAUUGUACAGACGGUUGCAGACCGGAGACAGCUGGCCUGGAGCACCACUUCGUGAAGCACACGGCGGCAGCCCAUUGACGCAUGAUAUCUUGGAACGUCUGGACCUUCUUCACUCUUCAGGCGAUGGUAGCGGCAACCAUGAAAACUUCGAGGAAGACUGCGGUCGCAUGCAGCAGAAAUUGGUUGAUGGGGGUGCCCCGUAUACUCGCCGAAGGUCUUCGGUCAGUUCUGAUUCGGACCAUGGCCACACACCGGCUUCAUCGUCAACUAGCGGAACACCAACAACGGCGAAGUCCAUGACCUUCAAUGAAGCGUUCGCUCGUAAUGUCGCACCACCGACCCCGCCUAUGCACAGCCCGUUCCCGAGGCAGUCUCAGCUUGUGCCCUCGGUCAAGCAAGAAACACCAAUGAUGAUGCCCGAUUUCAUGGAUACUGGAGCCUUGGAUCCGUCCUCACUCUCACGGACGAAUUGGACAUCCAACUCGAUGAUGAUGGAGGAGUCGCUUGACUUCAGUAAACCGAUGUAUGGCUUCGACACGUACGGAAACUUUGAUCAGAACGCGAUGUUGCUCGAUCCCAUUGUAGUAAACGAUCCCGCCAUGCCGGACUGGAACAACAACGCUGAUGUGGAUUUCAACAAUUUCAUCAACAACCAGGUGGUAACUUGA
Periconia digitata is the source of this 930-nucleotide messenger RNA. NCBI's taxonomy places the organism in Eukaryota, Fungi, Ascomycota, Dothideomycetes, Pleosporales, Periconiaceae. The record is from the annotation of a GenBank genome assembly.